UUAAUGUUCUACGUAUACUUCCAUACGUAUCUCAUUAUUGGCGAGCUUCCAUUCAAGGAACAAUGUAUCUGACGUUCUAAUGACUGAGGCCGCUAAUGAAGAUUGCUUCGUGUACUCUCCUGCUCUGCUCGCAGCUGAGUUCCUUCCGCGUGUAUCAAUUCCUGGUGGAACCGCUUAUAUGCUAGUGCUGUAUAAAUAUGCAUACCACACUAUGGUGCACUAUUCUCAGCAUCUACCCAUAUCUAGUAUGAGUCUGAUGACAACCACCUCUCCCACCUCAUCGCACUACGAUAACUCCUGGUGUGCUCCGCCAAAACAUGUUUUCUCUCGUGGCUGCUACAAGUUGUUGUGUAUGAUUGCUAUAUCGAGGUCGUCAGUCGAACACUGGGAAGAGCUCAGACAAAAUUCGAUAAGAUCCAGGCAGGAUCCGGAAGUUUAUCAACGGAGUUCGACAGAAGAGCAAUGGGAGAAGCACAAAAAAAUGGUGAUAGCUCGAUUUCAAAACAUGAACAUCACAGCGGGUCUGGUUUUGACGUCAAGUACUGUUUUCAUGACUACCAAUCCUCCAAUUGAACUUCUUGUGCCCUACACAAAUCACGUGUCGUAUACUCUCGAAGUUUUCUCUUUUGUAGCUGCAUUGAUCAGUCUGAUCGUUGGUACUUCUGUCGUCAUCAUCUAUGACCCUUGCUAUGCACACGCAGACAUAUUGGAAUCGUUCAAGGAAUCCCGCUUGCGCCUUAUAUGCUGCCUUAUGCUGAUGGCGUUUCCUUCACUGGCUCUGGUAGCCUCGACACUGGCUUUAAUGGCAGCCGUAUUUAUUGCAGGCAUCACAUCCGACAAGGUUUUCAUGAAAGCCAUGUCUGCAGUAACCUGUGUAAUAAUUUAUAUCCUGCUUAUGGUCGCAUUCUACGUAUUCAACACUCCUCUAAAAAAGGUUGCCCGUUACAAUGCUCAUGCCACUGACAUGCUAGAGGUGGAUUCCAGAGGAGGAAGCCUGAGGCACAGGCAAGCUGCCAGUCUAGAAGGAGGAUCGCCUUAUUAGCUAGCGGUAUAGACGGACAUGUUCCUGUUGAUGGCUCAUUUUUGACAUUACCGGUGCCUCGCAUUG
Messenger RNA from Suillus fuscotomentosus, 1108 nucleotides. RefSeq lists its product as uncharacterized. Bases 80 to 1042 code for a protein of 320 amino acids. The record is from RefSeq and is a predicted model, not a curated record. The transcript has 9 exons. NCBI's taxonomy places the organism in Eukaryota, Fungi, Basidiomycota, Agaricomycetes, Boletales, Suillaceae.